Cladophialophora psammophila CBS 110553 is the source of this 906-nucleotide messenger RNA. RefSeq lists its product as uncharacterized. Lineage: Eukaryota; Fungi; Ascomycota; Eurotiomycetes; Chaetothyriales; Herpotrichiellaceae. The transcript is spliced from 3 exons. Gene Ontology annotation, molecular function: N-acetyltransferase activity. Gene Ontology annotation, biological process: protein acetylation. Bases 1 to 906 code for a protein of 301 amino acids. The record is from RefSeq and is a predicted model, not a curated record.
AUGCGCAUUAACGAACAUACUUGCGUCUCCACAACGAAAGUGGUCUUGGUCCCAUACUCUGCCCAUCAUGUGCCCAAAUACCACGGAUGGAUGAAGGAUCCUGAAAUCCAGGAAGCGACGGCGUCUGAACCCUUGACUUUGGAAGAAGAAUACGCCAUGCAGCGCAGCUGGCGCGACGACGGGGAUAAAUUAACAUUCAUUAUUUGCCAACCGCUCCACCAAAAUGACGGCGGAGAUCGAGAUUGUCGCGGUCAAGAGCAACAGGCGCCUGGAGCAAUGCGGACUGACGAUGCAGAAGCUGAGGGAGGAGAACAGCUUGGUCCUCAUCAUCGCGAGAUUGACGCGAUGGUCGGAGACGUGAACCUCUUCAUCUCGACGACGGCCCUGGGAGACGAUUCUGGAGGAUGUGGCGGCGGCGGCGGCGGCGGUGGUGGUGGUGGUGGUGGUGGCGACAUCCCGAUCCUCCUCACCGGCGAAAUCGAAGUCAUGAUCGCAGAAGCCACCCAGCAGCGAAUGGGCUACGGUCGAGCCGCGCUGCUCGCGUUCCUGAAGUACAUCCUUGCUCACGAGUCCGAGAUCCUGGCCGAGUUCUUCUCCCAACCACAAGUGGAGGAUGGACAUCAUCGCAAUCGCAUGCAGCACGCGUCUUCUGCCCUCCUUGGACAUUUCGAUCACCUGUCCGUGAAGAUCGGCAGCGCGAACUUCCGCAGCAUGGCGCUCUUCCAAGGCCUUGCGUUUCGCAAGACGAGCGAGGAACCAAGCUACUUUGGAGAAUUUGAACUGCGCCUGUCCCGGGCGGGGCUGGUGGACUUGAUCGCACGUGUCGAGGCCGAUACGAUGGCGGAGGUGACGGGUAAGGGGGGGUUGCUCGAAGGCUAUCGCGAGACGGGGUAUUCGUGUCAAUAG